AUGUAUAACAAUCAUAAAACAAUGUGUCUGUAUAUCAACGCUAUUAUCAUAUGUUUUUCAGUGGCCACAACAGCGCAGGGCUCGGGUCGGGGAAAGCAGGCGGACUGCGGGGACGAGCGGCGACUGCGGGCAUACCUGUGCGCCGAACGGCUAUUCUUCGCGGGCCAUAACUCGCGACUAUUGCCCGAAACGGACCUCCAGUUGGACGCCCACUGCCGGGAGACCCCACGCCUAAUACAGUGCGUUAAGGACUUUACCGAUAGGUGCCGACAUGGGUUGCACCGGUCGGCCGCUACUGUCAUGUUGUCUACCGUACGGUUCAACGAUAGGAACUACUGUUUUCGGCCCGAAAAGAGGCACCAAUUGGUUGCGAUGGCCUCGUGUGGAAACGGCAUACGAGCGCACAGCGACCGGUGUAUGAAUGAGUUUUUACUGGCCCUGGGCAGGGCUGACCACGUGCCUGUCAAACGAUAUAGAGUGCCCCAUGGAUGCUGCGCCUUCUAUGAACUCAAGGCAUGUAUAUUGAAAGGUGGCGCACAGUAUAGUGGGCCCAGCGUUUGCACCAGCAAACAACUAGAUCAAUUAGACCGAUAUAUGGACGCUAUGGCCGGCAAUACACUGAAUAUGAUAUGCGGUGAUUAUGACCAGGAGUCUGACCGGUGUUCACGACUCCCACCACUGCCUUCCGACCCUCAUAUAAGACCCGCGGACUCACUGUUUCUCGGUUUUGGACAACUUAUUAAACAAUUAUAA
Molecule: messenger RNA, 753 nt
Organism: Medioppia subpectinata
Lineage: Eukaryota; Metazoa; Arthropoda; Arachnida; Sarcoptiformes; Oppiidae
Source: the annotation of a GenBank genome assembly